Ornithodoros turicata is the source of this 3233-nucleotide messenger RNA. It is a transcript of the gene stau, whose product is annotated as double-stranded RNA-binding protein Staufen homolog 2-like. Gene Ontology annotation, cellular component: neuronal cell body; neuron projection; plasma membrane. Bases 202 to 2058 code for a protein of 618 amino acids. The transcript is spliced from 11 exons. Gene Ontology annotation, biological process: intracellular mRNA localization; germ cell development; protein localization to synapse. Gene Ontology annotation, molecular function: double-stranded RNA binding; mRNA binding. The record is from RefSeq and is a predicted model, not a curated record. NCBI's taxonomy places the organism in Eukaryota, Metazoa, Arthropoda, Arachnida, Ixodida, Argasidae.
GCAAGGGUACGGGCAGACGGCAACCCGGGUACAGGCUGACAUGGCUGCAUGUUAGCCUGGGAUUUUUCUUUAUUGUUUGCCAACGUUUAGUGGUCUGUUUUAAGCCAUUUGUGGUAUUAAAACGCAUCCACUGUCUGGACAAUCAUCGACAUCUAGUCAUUUCUAUUUCGAUAUUGACGCGGCGGCAGCAGUAGCAGAGGGAUGCUGGCGCCGAACAGCAACAGCAGUCCAGGCAAUGGGUGCCCUCCCCCGAUGACACCAGCAGCGGUCACCUCAGGGGCCGUCGACGGGGAGCAGCCCACCGCGACCGUGGCAAACACCAAAGAGAAAAAGACCCCCAUGUGCCUCGUCAACGAGCUGGCACGCUUCAACAAGGUGCAACACCAGUACCGGCUGGUGGACGAGGCUGGCCCUCCACACAAGAAAACCUUCACCGUGGUGCUCCGCCUUGCCGCACACGAGGAAUACCGUGCGUCGGGGUCGAGCAUCAAGAGAGCGCAGCACGCGGCCGCGCAGCGGGCACUGGACGAGACGUCCCUACCCCGUCCCGCUCCCAAGGGCGGUGGGACGGGCAGGGCGGGGAGUGGGGGUCUGGGAGGAGCCCUCACGCCCACGGUCGAACUCAAUGCUCUCGCCAUGAAGCGUGGUGAGCUGACAACGUAUCGGGUCGCCGAGGUGCCUCGCCUGGCAUACCUGCCCUCUCUUAAUUUCCAGGGAAUGUACAACCAGCGAUACCAUUACCCCAAAGCACCGCCACCCAGCUACUGUGCCACACUGGAAGUGGGGCAGCGUCGCUUCCGCGGGGAGGGCCCCACUGAGCAGGCGGCACGUCAUGCCGCCGCCACCCAGGCUCUGCGUGCACUCAGGGACUUACCCCUACCCGACCAGGGGCGCACCACUGCGGCCGGAGGGGCAGACGGCGACGACCUCAAGUCUCCCGUCAGUCUCGUGCACGAGCUCGCACUCAAGCGGAAUUUGCCUGUAUCUUUCGAGGUUAUCCAGGAAGCUGGCCCACCCCACAUGCGGACCUUUGUCACAUGUUGCCGAGUAGGCGACCUCGUAGCCGAGGGCGAGGGCAACGGGAAAAAGGUCUCAAAGAAACGGGCGGCCGAGGGCAUGCUGGAAAAGCUGCGAGAACUUCCUGGACCGCCUCCCGCAUCUCCCGUCCGGCCCAGGCGGCCCGCACCAACCAAGAAGAAGGCUCGCAACCUGGUGCGGGAGGCACGAACGGAUGGCGGGCCACCGCCUGCUCUCAACCCCAUCUCGAGACUCAUUCAAAUUCAGCAGGCGAAGAAAGAACGUGAGCCCACUUACACCGUGCUAGCGGAGCGUGGCGACCCCCGACAGAGAGAGUUUGUAAUGCAGUGCCUCCUGGGGAACCUCAAUACACAGGGCACAGGCCCAAACAAGAAGACGGCCAAGCGCAACGCUGCAGAGGCUAUGCUGCAGUGCCUAGGAUAUUCAAAACCGGUGACGCGCCCAGUCAUGGAAGGCGGCGACCAGGCUCCCGUCUGGGAGGAGACUCCCAAGGCACCCCAGACCCAGGGCUGCGAGACGCGGGUCGACCCACGUGGAGGUCGCCAGCUGGUGCCUGGCUUGCUGCUGGUCCCGGAAAAGUCCGCUCCGCGCCAGGAGCCCCUGACGACCCGUACGCUUCAGACGACUUCUGCCAUUGCCAAGGAGCUCCUGGACAAGGGGGUGUCACCCACAGCGGAGUCCUUGAGGCCUCCUCCUCCACCUACGGCUGCCCCUGCAGCGGCUCAAUCGGUCGCCCCGGUGCGCCCCAAGCAACAGCUCAUGUACUUGGCAGACGUCCUCGGGUUUCAGGUUCACUUCACGGACUUCCCCAAGGGUAACAAGAUGGAGUUCCUCUCUCUGGUUACGUUGACCACAAACCCACCGCAGGUGAGCCAUGGCGCCGGCCCCACCCUGGAAGCCUCCCAUGACCAAGCAGCGUUGGCCGUGCUGAGGACCCUGGCCCAGUUGGGACUGGAUGCGGUUGCGCCUCAGGGCCUGGCGCAGCCCGACGUCCCAUCCGCACCCCUCAUGUUGCAUUGAGCCAUUCCCACCCCAUCCUACCAUUUGCCUCUCAGUUUCCUCACACACAUUUGCAUUAUGGGGGUGGCGCGAGUAAGGAAACAAAAAAUCAGGUUUUCUUUUGUGGGGGCAGCGCAGCCAGCGUAACUCAGUUGAGGCAUUUUCCUGGCUUAACUCGAUCGUGUUGUUUUUACUUUCAUUGUUGGUUUUUAGCCGUAACACAAGUUACCGAGUUCCCAGACUGUGAGAAUGUCGCAAAAAUUAGCUCCGAAACCGUUGCUGCUAGACAGCUGUCCACUUUUUUGUGUGUUUUUUUGUGUCCAAGUUUUGUGACAUUCGAUCGCUGCAUUUGAACGGGCGAGGUGCCCUUCUCUUUUGUUUUGCUGUACAGAGAUCACCGUCAUAUCCAAAUUCUCGAGGCCACUUGCACCUGAUUUUUAAGAAGUCUGGCAUUCCUGCUAGUCUUGGUCCUCCCCUCAGGUAUUGGAAGGCUCAAAGGAUAGAGACAUAAAGUUGCUCUCUCGACUCACAAGAUUUCUUUUCCCUGUUCUUUUAUUCCUUUUCUCUUUGUUUUGUAGAGGUGUCCCCUUUUGAGACUCUCCACUAACAGUGCUUUUAUCUAAGUGCUCUUAACAACGAGUGGAGUGUUGAGAAUUGUUCAUUGCCAGGCGACCGAAAUCUGUAAUGGAGUCUUCUCAGGACCUGCCACCCUUGGUUUGCAAGGCUCUCCCGACGCGCUUUUCUACAACGAUGACCGCAGCGCCGUCUGGAGGCUCGCUUUGAGUUAACGUUCCGAAAUCACUAAGUACGAACUUGUAGAGACAUAGGUAGGGUUUAACGAUGGAAGCAGUUCUUCAUCCUUCUCAUCUUUGUGUUGAUCGCGGAAGAGUCGAGCCAAUCACUGUGACUUCAUUCGGGGGAUAUCGGGGGGAGGGGGGACUGCCGGAGUAAGGUACGCCGACGAAUAGUGUCCGGCGAAUAUUUGCUCCCUCUGCCUCGGGCAACUUUUAGCGGCUUUUGCUGGCUGGCUGCCGAGUGCUGUGUCGGUGUCCUGGGAUGUUUAUUUGUACACUACUGCUGCUAGAAAAAUUGCAUCCUGCACGCUCGUGCGUGACAAGUGACCUACUUGUUUCCUCAUUGUAAUUUCGAGCAGACGAAUAUAAUAAAGUGACACAGAAUAAGUUGCAUAAAUAGUA